UUACAGAGUUACUCAUUCCCCUGCGGCGCCAUCAGUCGUGGCCAAAUCCACAUUCGUCUUCUCAAUAUCCGCCACUGUGGUAGCCGUCCAUCUUCUCUAUCGCCGGCAGGAGAAACAACUGCCUUCAUCGUCGGAAACCAGGCUGCAUCACCGGAGUCGCCAUCAAGUCUUUUAACAUAAAAGCAGCUCCAUUUCGCUCAGUGAGAAGAAAGAUGAGAAUUUCAUCCUUUUGUUCAUUUUUCAAUCUAUUCUUUUACCAAUAAGAUGAAGCAAGAAGAAGUGAAUCUAUGCCAGAUUCAGGAAUGGUACCCGAAAUUUAAAUCUGUAUCCAUUAAAACCUUGAUUCAUGAACUUCCUGAGUCCUUUGUUGAGUACCUUCUUGAUGAUCAUGGGCCAUUCCUUCUUCCUGCUUCUGUCAUGAAUGAAGAUGCACUUCCCAACAGAAUCCAUAAUCCUGAAGAGGAGGAAGAUUAUCAAGUGUCGGAAGGGUCUGGAGAUGAGGCAGAGCAGCCUCCAUCACCCCCUUCUUUCCCAGAACUUGAAUUGAAGAUUAAAGAAUCAAUGGAAUCCCUUGGGGGUGCUGUCUUCCCUAAGUUGAAUUGGAGUGCACCAAAAGACUCUGCUUGGAUUAGCACCACUGGGACCCUCCGGUGCACAUCCUUCAGUGAGAUUGCACUUUUGCUACGAUCAUCCGAUUCAUUGAUCCAUGAUCUGUGCCAUGCAUAUGACUCAUGUAGUGAUAAAUCCUUGUCAAGGCCCCCCAAUUUCUACCUUGCCCUACGCAAGUGGUACCCCUCCCUGCGGCCAGAAAUGGAAUUCCGUUGUUUUGUAAGGGAUAGGCUCCUGGUUGGAAUUUCCCAACGUGAGGUCACUGGAUUUUAUCCUGCUCUUCUUGAAAAGAAAAGUGCUCUUGAAGUGGUGAUAAGGGAAUUUUUUAUGGAUAAAGUGAGUCAAACUUUUGAAUUGGAAAAUUACACAUUUGAUGUUUAUGUUACAAUGGAUGAUCAAGUUAAGCUUGUGGAUUUCAACCCUUGGGGUGCAUUUACACUGCCAUUGCUGUUCACGUGGGAGGAGUUGGAGCAGAAUUGUGCAGAAGAGGGACAUGGUGUGGAAUUUAGAAUUGUAGAGAGCCAAUCUGCAGUUCGACCUGGGUUGAAGACUGCAGUUCCUUAUGAUUAUUUGGCUACCGGCCCAGGAAGUGGUUGGGAUCAAUUUUUGAGGAAUGCUGACCAGGAGUUGGAGAGACAGACCAGGUCUCCAGAAGCUGGUGGUUAAGAUUUCAUUGUUCUGGUUUUGUGGGUCAGUAUUGCAAUCCUCCCCACCCGCAUCCCACCAAAACACAUUGUUUUUUCAUAUAUUUGUUUUUAGAUGAUAGGUAAAAUAUUUGAUACAGAUGCUUCAUUUGUGAUGUGCAAAAUCUAAUAUUAUGAUGGAUUCCAUGUUCAGCCAGCUUUUCUUUUCCAA
This is a messenger RNA of Vitis riparia (riverbank grape), 1464 nucleotides long. RefSeq names its product cell division cycle protein 123 homolog. The transcript is spliced from 2 exons. The record is from RefSeq and is a predicted model, not a curated record. Bases 265 to 1275 code for a protein of 336 amino acids. Gene Ontology annotation, cellular component: cytoplasm. Lineage: Eukaryota; Viridiplantae; Streptophyta; Magnoliopsida; Vitales; Vitaceae.